AUGUAUACAGCGGACGGCAAUACAAUAGUCAAUGACCGAAUUCUCGAUCCUGCGAGCCAGGAAAAGCAAUCAUCUGGAGAUGCUGGAAUUGAAGCAGAUGAACUAAGCUUGGGAACUGCAGCUUGCGCCAUCGGGGGAAGCAUGGCAGCCGAGAAGUACAUCAGGCAGCCUGUUUCCGACAGCCAUGUGAUUAUUGGCCUCGAUAUAGACGGGACUGCAGCGCAUUGCGAUGAAGGCGAGCUACAGCGCCGUGAUGCGGAGAGCCUGUCAGCAUCCCUUAAACUUCGUCAAAAAAGAUCAUUGGCGCGUUCAAUCUCACCCGCAUCUCAAGUCAGUGAGAAGCAAUCGUCAUGCAGCCCGACUGAGGCAGAUACAGGGUUCUGUCCAGUGUCGGACCAGCCCCCAGCGUUGGAUCACUCUCCUGUGUUGGAUCAGUCCCCAGUGUUGGAUCAGUCCCCAGUGUUGGAUCAGUCCCCAGUGUUGGAUCAGUCCCCAGUGUUGGAUCAGUCCCCAGUGUCAGAUCAGUCCCCAGUGUUGGAGAAGCCGUCGGUCGUCAUCUACAAUCUUCGUCCCCAAGUGCGAGGAACUAAGGACUCUGUCACAGUAACCCGAAUGGGCUCUCCGAACAGAAAGCGAUACCGGAAUGAAUAUCUACCUGAUGACAGCAGCGAUGACCCUGAUAACUCCGACGAUGCCGACUACGGGCGUGAAAGUAGUGGUGAAAAUGCACGCGGAAACAGUGUUCCCUCCCGUCGACUCAAGAGAGCAAGGCGACCUGCGGUGCGGCUUAAGCCUAGACCUCCCCGGCACAACACUACACGCAUCGCAGUCAAAGAGGCGGUUCAGACCAAAGUGGUCGCAGAUCAGACUUCCCCAACAAGCUUGCACGAUAUCGAAACGAUUCCUAUCCGUGGUUUCCUUACACGGCAGAUACAUUUGUCAAGGGUCAUAUAUUCAGUUACCUUUGAAGAGCAGGCGGAGCAUUCCUGCUCUCAGAGAUCAGGCAGAGCUACAUCACAAUAUGAAAACAAAAUUGGCAGCCAGCAUUACAAGCAACCCCCCCAGAAAGGAUCCCGCACUGGGAAAGCGACUGGGCCAAUCCGAAUCCUGUCUAAGGACGACCAGCUUUUGAUUGAAUUGAAGGAAGAGCAGAGAUUGCCGUGGAAGCGAAUUGCAGAGUAUUUUCCUGGAAGGUCGGUAGGCUCCCUCCAGGUGCGCUAUUGCACACGCCUCAAGGACCGCAAGACUGCAAAUUCUAAUCAUUCUGGGCGGAGUUCCAACGCGAGGAGCGAUUCUUCAUACAGAGGCGCACCUGCCGAGGCAGUUCAAGCAGCGGGUGGCAAGAGCAAAGGCACCGAAAAAGGUGUGUCAAGAGAGCGAUACGGUCCACCUCGGCGCAGGCAAACGGUGGACCGCUAUUCCCCGGUUUGA
This is a messenger RNA of Penicillium arizonense, 1431 nucleotides long. RefSeq lists its product as uncharacterized. The transcript has a single exon. Bases 1 to 1431 code for a protein of 476 amino acids. Lineage: Eukaryota; Fungi; Ascomycota; Eurotiomycetes; Eurotiales; Aspergillaceae. The record is from RefSeq and is a predicted model, not a curated record.